Molecule: messenger RNA, 1710 nt
Organism: Musa acuminata subsp. malaccensis (wild Malaysian banana)
Lineage: Eukaryota; Viridiplantae; Streptophyta; Magnoliopsida; Zingiberales; Musaceae
Product: plastid division protein PDV2
Biological process (GO): chloroplast fission
Source: RefSeq, a predicted model, not a curated record
AAACAAACAAGCAAAGAUAUGAUGGGUGAUGGAGAAUGGGAAGCAGUAAGGCCCCUCAUCGCUGCAUAACUCUUUAGGGAAGAGGGUGCGAAGAGUAGGGUUAUGGAGGGGGAGGAGAUCGGUUUGGUGUUGGCUCGGGCAUCCGAGCUGCGAUCCAAGAUCAGCGAUUGCAUCGGUGGAAGUGGCGGCGGCGGCUGCCGCCAAGGAGGAGACGACGGUGAUGCAGGCGGUGGUGCCGCGACCGAGGAGGAGGAGGAGGCCGAUAGCCUCGUCGGUAUCCGUGACGCCCUCGACUCGCUGGAGCGGCAGCUCGCGGCCUUGCAGGAAUUGCAGCAUCAACAAAGGUAUGAAAGAGAAUCAAUUCUUUCCCAGAUUGAUUGCAGUCGAAUGAUAUUGCUCAGCAAACUUAAGGAGUACAAAGGUGAGGAGCUGGAAGCGAUUCACGAAGUUGCGACUUUUGCUGGCGAAGCAAUUGAGCUUGAUGACAACCUGGUUCUCCCCCCAUAUCCCACCCACCUUCCUGACUUGUUUGUUUUGGAUGACAUUGGCGCUCGUUCACACUUUAAAAAGAAUAAGACCACUCACAAUGGACCAGCAGCUGCCGCCAAGCAGGAAGGCAAGGGAACUGCAUGUGGAACCAAUAAGAACCAGGAUGACAAGACAUCAAAGCGAUUUAGAAAUAUCAUUGGAUUGGUUGUCAAGUCAACAAUAGCAAUUGUUAGUAUGAUGUCUAUGGUAAGUUUUGCUGGGCAUCAACCAAUGCUUAAGAGCAGACCACCAACAGAGAGGCAGAUCGGCAGUCACUGCCCACAGGGGAAGGUUCUGGUCAUUGAAGAUGGGAAAGCUCGGUGCAUAGUGAAAGAGCGAACUGAGGUUCCAUUCGAGUCUGAUGUUACAAGUCCAAACAUAAGAUACGGACUAGGAUGAAAUGGUCAUCUCUAAGUUGUAAAUUGUGUUGGGCAUCUUUGUUAUAUAUUGUGUUUAUUUCAGAUUAGGUAGAGAUGUGAAAAUUAUAAUGGCAAAAAGUUUUGUUCUCAGCAGAUGAGUGCAGUUAGGGUUAAUAUUCUAUAGCAUGAACCAAGGAUUUGCCGAUGGCUCUGAUUGCCCUUUCAUAUGAAUAUGAUGAUAAGUAAGUGUACUUGAGAAGAAACUUACUCUCUCCCUUGUUUGCUGCAUUGUGUAGUAUUGUAGACUCUGCCUAUGCUUGUGAUGCAAAACUGAAGUAUGCGACCCUGAAAUGUGUAUCAUCCAUUGUGAUGCAAAGUCUGCCUCUGCUUGUGAUGCAAAAUUGAAGUAUAGUACCACAUGAUUUUUGUGUUAAGGUUGCUUUCAGCUUAAAAUUAUGGUUCUUUGUGAGGACAAAUGUUCCUUGAUUCAUCCACAAGCAAAGUGAAAUGUGUAAUGUCAUCAAUAGUGGAGCACUUCUUGCUUUUUUUUUCUUUUUUUUUGGUUUUGAUAAAAAUUACAUAUCUGUUAUUUGAAAAAUAAUAAUUUUCACAUUUAUCCCUCUUAAUUUGCAUUUAGCAUGCAUGUUCCAGAAAAGCUAAAAUUUGACAUUGGUGUCGCUGUAAUUGAUUAUUGCUUGACUAUUAGGGCAGAGACAGUGAUAAUUUAAUGGAUUUUAAUAUUUUAAAUAUUUCAUUUGCUACCGGUAGUCAUGUUGAACCAAUUAACAUGAGUUUUAUAAGAGAUAUUAUAUAUAUAUAUAUA